Gaeumannomyces tritici R3-111a-1 is the source of this 1650-nucleotide messenger RNA. RefSeq lists its product as hypothetical. Lineage: Eukaryota; Fungi; Ascomycota; Sordariomycetes; Magnaporthales; Magnaporthaceae. The record is from RefSeq and is a predicted model, not a curated record. The coding region runs from base 94 to 1650 and encodes 518 amino acids. The transcript has 5 exons. Gene Ontology annotation, molecular function: zinc ion binding; DNA-binding transcription factor activity, RNA polymerase II-specific. Gene Ontology annotation, biological process: regulation of transcription by RNA polymerase II.
GCACCGGCGUUUUGCGUUUUGCGUUUUGCGGGAGCGGUGCUGUAUUUAUCUCUUGAGCCGCGCCCAAAUAAUGCGUUUACGAAUCAGACAUGAAUGACGAUCUUGAAUCAAGCAACCUACCCAGCCGCCCAUCACGAGUCGACGGCGAUGCAGCGACCGACCAUCACGUGCGACACGACACGACGCGCCGACAGGGCUGCGGCUGACGUGAUAAGCGAAGGAACCCCAACCUCAACCUCAACCAUGACCCCCGACUCGUCCAGCAGCUCCGGCGAGGGCGAGCCGAGCACCACCCGCGCCCCAGGAGCCGCCGGCACAGCCCGCCGGCGGCCCAUCCCGCGCAAGGGCCACACCAAGUCGCGCCGCGGCUGCUUCAACUGCAAGAAGCGCAAGGUCAAGUGCACCGAGGGCCUGCCCGAGUGCGACCACUGCCAGCGCCUGGGCCUGAUCUGCGAGUACCCCCCGCCGCGCCGCUACCUCGGCGGCGGCGGCGGCGGCGGCGACGGCGACGGAGGUGUUGCCCGCCGCAACGACGAGCCCCUGAGCGGCAGCAGCCCCGUCGCGGGCUACGGCGCCAUGGCCAUGGCCGUGGCGCUGUCGCCGACGUCGCCGUCGCGGCCCCUGCACGCCAGCCCGAUGGCCUUCUCCAGGGACGACCUGCGCUUCUUCUCGCACUUUCUGCUGACGGCCUACCCGCCUCUGCCGCUGGGCGGCGAGGGCAUCUGGAAGCAGGUGGCCGCCAUGUCCUAUGAGUACGACUUCCUCAUCCAUGCCAUGCUAGGCCUGGCCGCCUCGCACCUGUCCCUCAUCGCCCCGGCGGGCUUCGAGAACCAGGCCAUCUCGCACCGCGUCGCGGCCAUCCGGCUGCUGAACCAGGCGCUCAGCACCCCGUGCGCGUCCAGCGUCGAGGGCGACGCGCGCUUCGCCGCCAUCAUGGCGCUGACCUUUCAAGCGGCCUACAUGCCCGAAGGAGGCAUGAUGGAGUUCGUGUCGCUCAUCAGGGGCUGCAACGUGGUCGCCCGGAGCACAAUGGUCUCGAGGGAAUCCAUCUUCCACCACUGGACCGAGGACGGCCACAUCGACACGGUUAGGUCCAUGAACGCCCCGGAACCCGAGGGCGUGCCGUCAGAUCACCAGACCAUCGAGGCUUUCCUGGCCUCGCUGAGACAGCUGGCCCCGGACUGCAGGGGCUCGUUUGAGCUCCUGUGGCUGGGCACCAUUGAGAAGUCACUCGAGCUUGCAAAGACGUCGUCUCUACAAGGUUUCACCCAGACGGCGCGAGCCUAUCAGUACUUUGGCGCGGCGUCGAGCGAGGACUUUGAGGACUUUACCAACCCCGAAAACUUCACGGCCCAGCUGCUGAUGCUGCACUUUUUCCUGGUCGAACACUUUAUCGGCUGCACCGUCCUCGGGCCCGUCAUCUCCUCGUUCCUCGUCCGCAGGAAGGUCAACGCGGCCUGGGUGGCCGGGCUGGGGCGGGACAUGCCGUUGGAGUGCCGGCAAAAGUUCGCCUGGCUCCAGCGCUUCUGCGGCGAGUCGGGCCUGUCGCAGCACCGGCCGGCGGGCCUCCUCCACCAGCCCCCCCGGUCCGAGGACACGGGGCGCGAGAUGGCGCUGCGGAUGAAGGCCCCAGGGCAGAUGGACGCGUGA